Molecule: messenger RNA, 2076 nt
Organism: Papilio xuthus (Asian swallowtail)
Lineage: Eukaryota; Metazoa; Arthropoda; Insecta; Lepidoptera; Papilionidae
Product: glycine receptor subunit alphaZ1
Exons: 8
Coding region: 129-1637 (502 amino acids)
Biological process (GO): monoatomic ion transmembrane transport
Cellular component (GO): membrane
Molecular function (GO): extracellular ligand-gated monoatomic ion channel activity; transmembrane signaling receptor activity
Source: RefSeq, a predicted model, not a curated record
CGGAAAAAUAGCUUCCCUAACAAUUGCACUGUUCAGAGAUCAGUAUUGGUGCAACAGUCGCGCGGCGUAGACGUCCUUUGGACAUCUAACGCAAGUUAAAACCGCGUUGCUAUGUUAAAUUCUUCAAAAUGAGCUUAAAAACUUUUUUAAUAUGUGCGUUGACAGUAUUAAUUUUUAAUAAUGUAUCUGGACAAAAAACAACACAGAACCUGGCGUUGGAGUGUCCGUCACUGGAAAAGGGAGAUAUAUACACGCAGUCGGAGUUCCUCUCGCGGCUGUCUCACGAAUGCCGCUACGACCGCCUGCUACUGCCCACGUACCAGACCGGUGAAGUGGUCUACGUACACGCGAGUGCUUACGUAUACUUUAUACAACCCGCUGAAGCACACGAUUUGAAUUUCAAAUUGCAUUUCCUUCUACAACUUCGCUGGACGGAUGCGCGUUUAGCUUACGCGCUCUAUUCUCCAGAGCGAACGAAGAUUAUCGGAGAGAGUGAUCUUAGGCAACGUAUCUGGGUGCCACACUUAUAUAUGUCCAACGAACAAUCGUCAAGCCUUAUGGGUACUGAUAGCAAAGACGUCCUCAUCUCCAUAGCACCAGACGGUGAAGUGCUAUUCAGUAGGCGUAUGCAAGCUGUACUUUACUGCUGGAUGAACCUACAAAAGUUCCCCUUCGACGAUCAAACAUGCUCUAUGAAUCUUGAAAGUUGGAAAUAUAACGCUUCGAUACUUCGUCUAAUGUGGGAGAAGGACAAUCCAGUUCGGCUAUCAUCAGAAUUACAUUUAACAGAAUAUUCGCUAUUAGAUUACUGGACGAAUGAAUCAGUCGUACGAGGCGAUAUUGUGAACAUGCGUUUGGGAGGAGGUAGAUCUGGAAACUACAGCGCCCUUAAGUUUACAUUUAAAUUGGGACGUGAAGUUGGUUAUUACCUGAUGGAUUAUUUCAUACCUUCCAUGAUGAUUGUUGCGAUGUCAUGGGUUACAUUCUGGCUACAGGCAGAUGCCUCCGCUCCGAGAAUUACUUUAGGAACAAGUACAAUGUUAUCAUUCAUUACCCUGGCUUCAUCUCAAGCGAAGACCCUGCCGAAGGUUUCAUAUAUAAAAGCCAGUGAGAUUUGGUUCCUCGGCUGUACUGGAUUCAUCUUCUCAGCUCUCGUGGAAUUCGCCUUUGUUAAUACUAUUUGGAGAAGAAAGAAAGUAGUAAAUUUGAAAAAAGUGAAUAGCAAGUACAUAUUGAAGAGCACAUUAACGCCGCGGCUGGCACGGCGCGAGCUGCAAAAGGAGCUGCAGGCGUCGCCACAGCUCAGCAAAUCGCGAUCCUGUUCCUCGCUGCAGCAGGAGACAAGCAGUGACCCUGCUGGACCAGGCUACAACAACUACCUCACUGUACACAGUUUCCCGUCAGCCCUGAACUUGCCGACUAUAACGACGCAGAGCUACGACGACUUGAUAACAGGGCAAGGGGGUCAAAGAGCGGGAGGCAGCGAGGGGUCAGACGAACCCCCCAAGCACCACACGUGGACAACAAUGACCCCACAAGAGAUCGCCACAUGGAUCGACAAACGUUCGAGAAUCUUAUUCCCUUUAAUGUUCAUCUUCUUCAAUAUCGUUUACUGGACUUUUGUUUACUGCCUGUGAUCAUGAACUUUAUUUCUUGUGUUUUAUUUAAAAGAUGCUGGAUAUCUCUUCGUGCCUUGUAAAUGAACAAGUGUGUCUGACUGCAGAACCCUUGUACUAAUUCAGUCAUAAAACAAUCUUAAGAAAUCAUUCUAGAAAUAAUCCCUACGAAAAUACUAUAGAGUAAUAAAUAAUAGAACGAACGAAUUUGAUAUGAUGUCUUCUUGACAAUUAAAUUUGAUUUUUUAGUGUAAAAAAAGAAAGACGAAAUGUGAGACGUAAACGAAGCGCUAGUAAAAAGCGUACAUUUAUUUUUAAGCUAUUAUAUUUAUAUUUUAUCUUAUAAGUCGUAAGUACGAGUACUUGUUGAUCUUGACUUUAUUUAAGAUGACUAAUAUAAAUUGAAUUGACGGUAUAAGAUUUGCUCGAUUUAUAAAUUGUUUCAUAAGCAUUUAUGAGG